ACUUCCCCUCUCCCCCCGCCCCCGCUCUCCCCCCGGCAGCCUGCUCCAGGCUCCCGUGUGCUAGACAGGCGGACGGGGUUGGCUGGAACUGCAAUUGGCACAAGUGCUUCCCUGUGCCGGGGUGUCAUGGAAGGGCUGCUGACAAGAUGCAGAGCACUGCCCGCUCUGGCCACCUGCAACCACCAGCUCUCUGGGUACAUUCCCCGCGGGUUUUCCCACUGUGCCCCAGGGAGAGGGAGGCGCUUGGCGCUGUCCUGCAUGUUCCAGCCCCAGAACCUUCGGGAAGACCAGGUGCUCCCAGUGGAGGGCAGAUCUGGCGACCUGACCUGUAAGAGCCAGCGGCUGAUGCUGCAGGUGGGCCUGAUCCACCCAGCAAGCUCCGGCUGUUACCACCUCCUGCCUUAUACUGUUCGUGCCAUGGAGAAGCUGGUGCGGGUGAUAGACCAGGAGAUGCAGGCCAUUGGCGGGCAGAAGGUCAACAUGCCCAGCCUCAGCCCAGCAGAGCUCUGGCGAGCCUCCAACCGGUGGGACUUAAUGGGCAGGGAGCUGCUAAGACUUAGAGACAGACAUGGCAAGGAAUAUUGCUUAGGACCAACUCAUGAGGAAGCCAUUACAGCUAGGAAGUUUCGGGAUGAGCCCAGGCCCCGCUUUGGUCUUCUCCGUGGCCGAGAGUUUUACAUGAAGGACAUGUACACCUUCGACUCCUCCCCAGAGGCCGCCUGGCAGACCUACAGCCUGGUAUGUGAUGCCUACGGCAGCCUGUUCGACAGGCUGGGGCUGCGGUGUGUCAAGGUCCAGGCAGACGUGGGCAGCAUCGGGGGCACGAUGUCUCACGAGUUCCAGCUCCCAGUGGAGAUCGGAGAGGACCGGUUUGCUGUCUGCACCAGCUGCAGCUUCUCGGCCAACGUGGAGACGCUAGGCUCGUCUCAAAUGAACUGCCCUGCUUGCCAGGGACCACUGACUGAAACCAAAGGCAUUGAGGUGGGGCACACGUUUUACCUGGGCACCAAGUACUCCUCCAUUUUCAAUGCCCAGUUUAUUAACAUCCAUGGCAAACCUUCCCUGGCUGAAAUGGGGUGCUAUGGCUUAGGUGUGACACGGAUCUUGGCUGCUGCCAUUGAGGUUCUCUCUACAGAAGAUUGCAUUCGCUGGCCUAGCCUCCUGGCCCCUUACCAAGUCUGCCUCAUCCCCCCGAAGAAGGGCAGUAAGGAAGAGGUGGCUGCAGAGCUCACGGGGCAGCUGUAUGACCACAUCUCAGAGGCAGUGCCGCAGCUUCGUGGGGAGAUCCUACUGGAUGACAGGACCCAUCUGACCAUUGGAAACAGACUGAAGGAUGCCAACAAAUUUGGCUACCCCUUUGUGAUCAUCGCUGGCAAGAGGGCCUUGGAGGACCCUGCCCAUUUUGAGGUUUGGUGCCAGAACACCAGCGAAGUGGUCUUUCUCACCAAAGAAGCAGUCAUAGAAUUACUGAGCCACGUGCAGGUAGUCUAAAUGCCCCAGCCCACCCUCCUCAUGUUGAGCCUUGGAGUUCAUUCUAAUGCUGCUCCCUUUCCUGCACUCCUUUCUGGGGCUGGUCUCAGAAACAGGGAAGCUCAUGGACGAUGAGCACAUGUUAGGGAAACCAAUUUUUAUCCAGUCAUUUGUUCAAACUAUUUGUAUUUAAAGUCAUUAGCUUGGUCCCUUCUCUGGCCUGGCCAUGCUGCCAUAUACCAUUCCUUUGAUAUCUUGUUAGGAGGCAGGGAGGCAAGAAAGAGCAGACUUCUUGUCCUGGCCCUGAGGCGAGUCACUUCCCUUCUCUCAGCUGUUUCCCAUGUGUAGGGUGGGAGUGGCUGAUAGCCAAGGCCCUCCUGGCUCCAUAGUCUGACCACAGGCCACUUGCUGCAUAUAGUCUGGAGAGCAGGCCAUGAGAAAAUGGAACUAGAUCUGUAAAGUCUUUAACAGCUGUCUGUCACUGGCUGGUUCCACGAGAGGUUCAUAACAGACAGAUCUGGUUCCUCUAAUCCCCUUUAGUCUAAGUUACACAGAAAGUUGAUAUAAUCAGCUAAUGGCCCCAGUAGAUCUACUCUAUUGAGGUGGCUCUGCACUGAGAUCAUGUUGAGACGAUUGAAUAAAGUCAAACUAUUGG
Molecule: messenger RNA, 2125 nt
Organism: Myotis davidii
Lineage: Eukaryota; Metazoa; Chordata; Mammalia; Chiroptera; Vespertilionidae
Gene: PARS2
Product: prolyl-tRNA synthetase 2, mitochondrial (putative)
Biological process (GO): prolyl-tRNA aminoacylation
Cellular component (GO): mitochondrion; cytoplasm
Molecular function (GO): proline-tRNA ligase activity; ATP binding
Source: RefSeq, a predicted model, not a curated record